CUAUCUAGGACCGAUACUCAUGAGCCGAAAGACAUCCCUGGCGUUGCCGACUUCCUCUCUUGCAUGGUACAAAUAAAGUGCUUAGCCAGAAUCGAAUCACAGACGUCUUGCAGGUCAACUAUGCCGCCUCUCUCCUAUCUUCGAUACUUGCUGACUGAAACCGAGCCGAGAGGGAUUGACACGAUGGACGGCCCAAUCUCUGGACGACUAAAAGCGCAUGAGGUUGGAACCUAGAUGUGGUGUUUGGCUCUGUCCGAUCGUGGCGUUCUCGCGGUGCACAUCCCUCUAUCUUUCACACGGUCACCGAGUCGAAAUCUCCUCGCAACAACUCGGACCUGUAGCAUUUCUUGAAUGCGUUUCUCCCGUGCUUUUAGCGCUUGACACCCUGCACAUCUCGUUGCUUGUGAUGCUCAACUACGUCAUUCCUGCGAUCGUCCCCUUCGGGAGGGUACUGACGCUCUUAUCUGAAAAAUAAACAAAGACAU
Messenger RNA from Dacryopinax primogenitus, 485 nucleotides. RefSeq lists its product as uncharacterized. The record is from RefSeq and is a predicted model, not a curated record. Bases 218 to 475 code for a protein of 85 amino acids. Lineage: Eukaryota; Fungi; Basidiomycota; Dacrymycetes; Dacrymycetales; Dacrymycetaceae. The transcript has 5 exons.